AUGUUAAAUAAAAAUGAUUAUAAUUUACUAAAUUACUGAUUAUCUCAGCUAAUGGACUCCUUAAAACCUUCAAAAAAAGAUUUCUAUGCUAAUUCCUUAAAACAAAUCCCCAAAAUCCCUCUUACAAAUUUGGACUCUAGAAGCCCUUCAGACUCUCCCGACUCCCAUUUUCUUACAAAAACAAGCACUCCUAUUGCUAAACCUUUGAAGAUUAGGAACUUGGUGCGAACACAAACAAUGAAAUAUAAUUCUCCAGUCUUUAAACAAUUUCCCCAGCAAACCGUUGCAAAAUUCAACAUAAAUGAGCUUGAAAGACGUGUGAAAAGGCAUCCAACCCAUGAGCCUGUCCCAAUUUAUUCACCUCUCUAUUCAUCUCCUACUUCUUCAAGAAAAACUACAGUGGCACCAGUCCGAGAUGAAGAGGUACACGAUAACGAAGAGACACCUAAAAAUAUAUACAAAACAAGUACUGUGAUUAGAAAAAAAGUAAAAACCCUCACAAUGAAGUUAAUCAAGCCAAGUAGCAUAAAAAGAGAAAUUAUUGAAAAUGAAGAAGCAUCAGAAAAAGCCACCGAAACCUCAGCUACAGAGAUCCCAUCCUCUACUCAUAGAAGGGUUUCAUCCGUAGACCAAAUUUAUUCGAACCAAAAAACUGCUAUAAAAUCAUGGUUUUCUCAUAAAAUUGAUAAAACACCAGACACAGUAAUAAAAAGUCCAAUUUUUCAAACAGUAGGUUCAAGAAAUGACUUCGUCAUAAAAAUCCGCGGACCAAAAAAUGAUUUUGAUAAAAAAUCUAAAGAGCAUCUUGUUAAAACAAGAAAAAAGAAAAGAACCCAUGUGGAAUAUACAUGGAAAGGCGCUCAUGGAUUUUUAAAUUAA
Molecule: messenger RNA, 879 nt
Organism: Blepharisma stoltei
Lineage: Eukaryota; Ciliophora; Heterotrichea; Heterotrichida; Blepharismidae
Source: the annotation of a GenBank genome assembly